This is a messenger RNA of Medioppia subpectinata, 1575 nucleotides long. The record is from the annotation of a GenBank genome assembly. NCBI's taxonomy places the organism in Eukaryota, Metazoa, Arthropoda, Arachnida, Sarcoptiformes, Oppiidae.
CAGAGCGUUAACACCGAUGAGUUUGGCAAACCCGAGCUCAUAGGGAGGGGUGGGUUCGGCGCCGUGUAUAAAGUGAAACAUAACUCAAGCGAUGAGUUGUAUGCCAUUAAAACGGUCACUUUUCCCGCCUCGAGUGAUGCACACAAACAGCGAGUACUAAAUGAGGUAAAAAGUUUGGAAAACGUGCGCUCAAAAUAUGUGGUCCAGUAUUACACCUCUUGGAUAGACAACAAUCGGCUGUACAUUCAGAUGGAGUAUUGCCCGCAAAGUUUGCGCAAACUAUUGGCCGACAAAGCGCUGGCUUUUGGCAGACAAUCGCCGGACGAACCCAUGAAUGCGUUCGAGUAUUUCAUUUCAUGUGAAAUAUUCAAAGAGCUCUUAGAGAGUGUUCAAUAUCUUCACGAAUUGAAUCCACGGGUUAUUCAUCGGGAUCUCAAACCGGACAACGUUUUGCUUACCAAUACAUUAAGCGGUAAUAACAACAAUAGCCGGCGAUUCAUAACAUUGGGUGACUUUGGUUUGGCCACUGUUCACGACCCGAGCCGACACACUGACAGCCGGUACCAGCACUCAGCUGUUGGCACUCGUGGUUAUAUAGCGCCCGAAGUGUUUAAAGGCAGAUAUAACCACAAAUCAGACAUUUAUAGUCUCAGUAUAAUAGGACAGGAGUUGUUUGACAUUGAUUUGCAGGCCUCGAAAUCGUUUGAAGCAAAUGAAUCGCUAUUCAAGUCAUGUAUGUCUCAAACGCUGGAGAAAAUGAUGUCAUCUCCGCGAUGGACACAAAGGCCUGAGUGUCGGGAAGUGUUGGCCAAACAUAACGAGUGCGAAAUAUUACAGCCGAUGACCAAUAAUAUUACACCAAUGGAUCUAAAUAAUGGCCAGAGUCAAGUAUCUCAAAACAACUCUUACCGUAACAACUUUGAUGAACUCGGUGAUCCGAUAGGGAGGGGUGGGUUCGGCACUGUGUUCAAAGUGAGACAUAAAUGGGAUGGUAAUGUGUACGCGGUCAAAAAGGUCACAUUUCCCGUCAACGGAAGUGAUGGACGUCAACAGCGAGUGCUAAAAGAGGCACAAAGUUUAGCAAAACUGAGCCCACAAUAUGUGGUACGAUAUCACUACUCAUGGCUCGAAGACAAUGUGCUAUACAUUCAGAUGGAGUAUUGCCCGCAAAGUCUGCGCAAACUAUUGGCCGACAAAGCGCUGGCAUUUGGCAGACAAUCGGUAAAACCGAUGAAACCAUUCGAGUAUUACAUAUCGUGUAUAAUAUUCAAAGAACUCUUAGAAUGUGUUAAAUAUCUACACAAAUUGGAUCCACAGGUCAUUCAUCGGGAUCUCAAACCCGAAAAUAUAUUAAUUAGCCAAAACCUUAGGUCCAAUCGAUGCGUAAAAUUGUGUGACUUUGGUUUGGCCACUGAACACAACCCGAACCGACUCUCUGCCAGCCAUACGUUAGGUGUGGGAACUUUUCCAUAUAUGGCGCCCGAAGUAUUUGACGACAAAUAUAAUCCCAAAUCAGACAUAUAUAGUCUCGGUAUAAUCGGGAAGGAGUUGUUUGGCAUUGAUUUCAAUUUGUAA